AUGUCCGCAAGAUGGGUCAAGCAUGCUGAGCUGUCAGGUACAGGACCCUCGAGGCGCAGUGCGAGGCUUCAAGCCCGACAGCACUUUGCGGGCGGUAAAAGUCCUACGGGUGUCGCCCCAUUGGCACCUCCCUGUGAACCGCAGUACGAAGCAGGUGCCGAGAGUGUUUCGUUACCAUCGAAGCAAGCACUAUUGCCGCAGACAAGUACACAAGAGUCUGGAGUUGAGAACCAGGAAGUAGAGGAGCCCACCAAGACUCUACAACCGCCCAAGCCUCCCGGGCGUCCACCCACCUUGCCUCUUGAGCUCAAGGUCGAGGGGCAAAAACAACACCCUCCGGCCACAGAGUCGUGGAAACGGCAGGUUGGCAGUGACGGCGACGGCGACGGCGACGAACACCAGCCAAAGCGAGCGCCGUUGACACAGAAAAACUUGGCCCGGUUUAACAAGAUGGGGAGGAAGAAGGGAAUUAGUAAGGUGUCAGCACCUGCUCCGCCAGAAUCCACGACCGAAUCGACAACGACGAAGACCACCUCAACAACUUCCUCUGGCUUCGCUAUCCAGGCCUAUAAGAAUGGCAUCCUUGAACCACGAUACUCUCAGCCGCCUACGAAUCUCAAGAAAAUACAGGAUCAACAUGCCAGAUCCCGUGCAACCGCUUCCCCUACCGAAUCGGUCUAUGAGGACUACGUCGACAGAGUUGGAGGAGCCGUCAACGAAGCGACUAUGGUCUUCGAGGUCGGCGGGCAACUACUGAAGAAGUACCCGAAAGGUUACAAAGGUUACAAAAGGGCGCUCAAACAGGCAUUCACAGGCCUUCCAAAAGAUAUUGGUUUUAACAAUGGCCUAUCUGCUCCGCAGCCCGACUUCAUUGAGGGAUUAGAGAUGCAAGAAUACGAGCCAUUCCCCGUCAACGAGCAUGUCAGUGGAGCUGUUCUUUACAAGGAUGACCCCGGUUCCCUGACUCUGCCACAUUUGGCUGGAGAGUGGAAGGGCCGCGGAAAGGAUAUGGAAGAAGCCAGAAUGCAAAGCGCCUUUAAUGGAGCGGCUCUUGUCUUUGCGCGGAAUCAGGCCCUUUCCUACAUUAAGAAACCUGACCCACUAGGUCAUGCCGCGGUCACGACUUUCGCUACGGACGGCACUAACAUCAACUUCUAUGCACAUUAUGCUGCUCCGUCCAACGACGGCAGGGUUAAAUAUCACCAGUAUCACUACGCGUCGGCAAACCUAAAGGACUCUCACCAAGGGCACAAGGACGGCCGAAGAGGACUCAGGAAUGGGCAAGACCACGCGAGGGAACAGUCGUACACCCUGAGAGACCAGCUAAAGGAACACUGGAAGCAGCAUCACAACCCCGCCCCCCAACCCAUCGCCGAAGAAGCUCGUCUGCCUGUCGCUGACGGCACUUGCGAUGAGCUGAACGCAGACGAAGACGCAGAUGGCUACGAGAUGGUUGAGCAACCCUGCCAGCCUACGCCUGCGGCCUCUUCUUAA
Messenger RNA from Metarhizium acridum CQMa 102, 1494 nucleotides. The record is from RefSeq and is a predicted model, not a curated record. Lineage: Eukaryota; Fungi; Ascomycota; Sordariomycetes; Hypocreales; Clavicipitaceae.